This is a messenger RNA of Suricata suricatta (meerkat), 936 nucleotides long. Its product is annotated as olfactory receptor 6C74-like. The transcript has a single exon. Bases 1 to 936 code for a protein of 311 amino acids. The record is from RefSeq and is a predicted model, not a curated record. Gene Ontology annotation, biological process: G protein-coupled receptor signaling pathway. Gene Ontology annotation, cellular component: membrane. NCBI's taxonomy places the organism in Eukaryota, Metazoa, Chordata, Mammalia, Carnivora, Herpestidae. Gene Ontology annotation, molecular function: G protein-coupled receptor activity; olfactory receptor activity.
AUGAAAAACCAUACUACCGUGACAGUAUUUAUCUUAGCGGGAUUAACCCAGGACCCAAAAGUGAAGAUUGUACUGUUCAUCUUCCUGCUUCUCACCUACUUGCUAAGCAUCUCAGGCAACUUAAUUAUCAUUACCCUCACUUUGCUGGAUUCUCAUCUCAAGACCCCUAUGUAUUUCUUUCUUCGAAAUUUUUCCUUCUUAGAAAUUUCUUAUACCACUGUCUGUAUCCCCAAAUUGCUUGUAAGCAUGGCAACUGGAGACAAAACCAUUACCUAUAACUGUUGUGCAGCUCAGUUAUUUUUUGCCUUCCUUCUUGGGGCAUCUGAAUUUUAUCUCCUGGCUGUCAUGUCUUAUGAUCGAUACGUCGCCAUCUGUAAGCCCCUGCAUUAUACAACCAUCAUGAGCAGCAAAAUCUGUAUUCUGCUGGUCCUCAGCUCUUGGAUCGCUGGUUUCCUCAUCAUUUUUCCAGGACUCAUUUUAGGCUUAAGCCUUGACUUCUGUGACUCCAAUAUCAUUGAUCAUUUCUACUGCGACACUGCUCCCCUCCUGCAGAUCUCCUGCACGGAUACACAUGGGCUGGAAAUGAUGAGUUUCAUCUUAGCUUUGGUGACUCUGCUGGUCACCUUGUCAUUAGUGAUUGUGUCAUACACCUAUAUUGCCCGGACAAUUUUAAAAAUCCCUUCUGCCAUCCAGAGAAAAAAGGCUUUCUCCACGUGUUCUUCUCACAUGAUUGUCAUCUCCCUCUCCUAUGGCAGCUGCAUCUUCAUGUACAUAAAACCCUCCGCCAAACAGAGGAUAUCCUUAACGAAGGCAGUGGCAGUUCUCAAUACCUCGGUCGCACCACUUCUGAAUCCCUUUAUUUACACUCUAAGGAACCAGCAGGUGAAGCAAGCGUUUAAGAACUUGCUACAAAGAACUCUGUCUUUAUCCAAGUAG